AUGUGUGUCUUCGUCUACACCAUCACCCGCUGCCAGCACAAGCAGUUCCAGAACGUGAGCGAGUGCGCCACAGUCCGCGGGACCCCGGACGUGGUCGACCGCGGGGACCUGACCCUCGACAAGCCCGUCUUUCUCUAUGACACCAGCAGGAGCAAGACCAAGACGCCGGAGUACUACAGCAAUAAUUUUCCCUGCAGGAAACUCAAGGCCAUCCGGCCCGUGCCGACGUUGUGCAACCGCUGCGCCAGGCAGGCCGAGCUGGCUGCGCGGCUGGGGCCGGUCGGGGUCGCGCCGAGCAGCAGCGGCAGCGGCAGCUCGGCCGGGUCAUCGCUGGGCUUGGUCCACGGGGGUGGCUCGAUUUCUGAUUUCACGAACGAAUCAGGCACAUCUACACCGAGGUCCUUCUGGAAGCUGGCGCAUCCGGUCGAUCUGGUAUGA
Molecule: messenger RNA, 438 nt
Organism: Diaporthe amygdali
Lineage: Eukaryota; Fungi; Ascomycota; Sordariomycetes; Diaporthales; Diaporthaceae
Exons: 2
Coding region: 1-438 (145 amino acids)
Source: RefSeq, a predicted model, not a curated record